AUGGCUCAGGCUCCUGCGAAUCGUGUUCGUGUGUGGUUGCCGUUUGAGUUAGUCGAAGAGAUACUUUGCAGAACUCCGGUUGAAUCUUUGUUCCGAUUCAAAGAGACGUGCAAGCAAUGGAACGCUCUCAUCAGCAACGACAUAAAAUUCAAGCAAAAGCAUUUGGAUCAUCACAUUCGCACUCCCGAACGAUUCCUAAGAAUCGAUGAUGAUCGUGCGGUUCAAAUCAUGGAUCCGGUGACCGGAAUCCUAAAAGAAAGACCAAUCCCAAACGAUUUUCUUGAUCCGCGUCCGAUUUCUUGGAUGGUUCAUUGUGAUGGACUCAUGCUUUGUAUAUGUGAAGAUUGGGAACGAGGAGGAGGUUACGCUCCUGCGAAUCGUGUUCGUGUGUGGUUGCCGUUUGAGUUAGUCGAAGAGAUACUUUGCAGAACUCCGGUUGAAUCUUUGUUCCGAUUCAAAGAGACGUGCAAGCAAUGGAACGCUCUCAUCAGCAACGACAUAAAAUUCAAGCAAAAGCAUUUGGAUCAUCACAUUCGCACUCCCGAACGAUUCCUAAGAAUCGAUGAUGAUCGUGCGGUUCAAAUCAUGGAUCCGGUGACCGGAAUCCUAAAAGAAAGACCAAUCCCAAACGAUUUUCUUGAUCCGCGUCCGAUUUCUUGGAUGGUUCAUUGUGAUGGACUCAUGCUUUGUAUAUGUGAAGAUUGGGAACGAGGAGGAGGUUACGUCCGUCUCGCAGUUUGGAAUCCGUUUUUAAGGAGAAUCAGAUGGAUCGAACCAUCGGUUGAUUACUGGAUAGAUGAUUAUUUCGGGGUUGGAUACGAUGAUGCAUCUCGUGACAACUACAAAAUCUUGAGGUUUGGUUAUAAUCGGUCGUCUUCUCCCCCUGGUGAUACAAUUAGAGUCUUUGAGAUCUAUGAAUUCAUGUCUGAUUCAUGGAGAGGUAUUAAUGCUGGGUUUGCUGCGGAUCUAUAUGUGGAGUGGGAGUGUGUGUCUGUGAAGGGAAAAAUGUACUGGGUUGCAUAUGAAGAAACUGAUGAACGUUAUUUCAUUCUAUGUUUUGACUUCUCCGAGGAUAUAUUCAAGGACGUAUGCGAUUGUCCUGAGUUUUGGGGCUAUAGUAACCGAUUAGAAUGUUUCAAUGGAGAUAGACUCUCUUUCUUAACACAAGAUGGAGAAGAAUCAAGAGACAUUGAGGUGUGGAUGACAAACAAGUUGAGUGAUGAGAUCGUUUCGUUUGCCAAUUAUUUCAAUGUCACUACUGGCCCUGAUCUAAUUCCGCGGUUACAGUUCCAUGACUUCCACACUCGUCCGGGAGUAGCCAUCGGCAAGCACAGAAAUAUCAUGGCAUGGUGUGAGGCAACUGUAGAAGAAGAAGAAGAUAAGAGGCUUUCUGUCUUCACUUUUUACGAAAUUGAUGAAACUGGUGUCGUCAGGGAAAUUGAGACAAGAAGACGUGGAAGUGAUGACUACAGUGGCCUAUCAAUUUGUAGCUAUGUUUAUGUUCGUAGUCUGAUUCCGGUUCCAGAAUAA
Messenger RNA from Camelina sativa (false flax), 1530 nucleotides. The record is from RefSeq and is a predicted model, not a curated record. NCBI's taxonomy places the organism in Eukaryota, Viridiplantae, Streptophyta, Magnoliopsida, Brassicales, Brassicaceae.